Ilex paraguariensis (yerba mate) is the source of this 603-nucleotide messenger RNA. The record is from the annotation of a GenBank genome assembly. NCBI's taxonomy places the organism in Eukaryota, Viridiplantae, Streptophyta, Magnoliopsida, Aquifoliales, Aquifoliaceae.
AUGGAAAUAGAGCAAAGCCCACCAGUGAUAGCCAAGAAACUGUUGAGCAUAGUGAAGAUAGUGUUCUAUAUGCUCAGAAAAGGCAUAUCAAAAAGCAAAAUGCUUACUGAUCUUCACAUGAUGCUGAAACGAAGCAAGAUCUUCGGCAAAGCCAUUGGAAACCUCAUGGUCAACUACGACUACUCGGCGUUGACCUGCCGAUCAACCGACUCCGGCAUGUCCUUUAUCUCUCCUCGUCUCCGAGAAUACGAGUUCAGCUGUAGCAAUAGCCCAGCUUUUCCCUCCUUCUACCCAAAACGCAAACACCAUUUUCGCCAAAAUGUGGAGGACAUAAAUGUUGUCCACAAGGUGUUUGAUCUAUUGAAUAACUAUGAGAUGGUCGAGGCCUCGCCGUUGACGUUGCCGGGGUUCGGGCCGAGCCCCGCCGUGAGGCAGCUGAGAAUAACGGACUCGCCGUUCCCGUUGAAGGACACAGAGGGUGAUAAUACUCAGGUGGACAUGGCAGCUGAAGAGUUUAUUAAGAAGUUUUACAAGGUUUUGAGGCAAGAAAAGAAGAUGGCUGCCCUAUCAUCUCCAUCGCCAUACCACAAAUGGGGUCGAUGA